UUCCCUGCAAAUUAAAUCAACCAUCAAACUUGAUCAGCAUACUUGUUUAAACCACCAGCUAGGCUCUAGCUGCCAAUUUUGCUUUUAAUUUCUUUUAAAACUUGGGCUUGUAUCUGAGAGAGAAAGGAGGAGAGAGGAUGGGUUCCCGUUUCCACUUCUUCCUAAUUCUCAGCCUAGUAGUUUUGGCUAUCUGUUCCAUGGGUUGCUCAACUCCGACGGAGGCCAGGGCGGAGCAACAGGCAAAUUCCACCUCCGUCCACAACCCAGAUGCCAAAGUAACAUCAGCUUCAAAAGUAUGGAAGAGCCCUGGUUUGGGAUACACCACUCUUUUAAGACACGUUCAUGGGGUUCUGAAUAUGAUAGGAUGGGGAACUUUAAUGCCCAUUGGGAUUAUUGUUGCUAGAUAUUUCAGACAAGAAUUCCCAAUGAAUUGCGACCAAUGGUAUUCCGUUCAUGCUGUCUGCCAAACUUGUGGUUAUAUUAUGGGCACUGUCGGAUGGGGCUUUGGACUCUCUAUACUUAACUCUUCAAAACGCUCUCACCCAUCAUUCUUAAUUCUCGGCAUUUUCGUCAUCCUCCUCGCCACCAUUCAAAUGUUUGCCAUAUGUGUGCAACCGAAGAAGGAGAGCGGGAGGCGGCGGUGGUGGGAAAUAUACCAUCAUGUUAUGGGAUAUGUGAUAAUGACACUGAUAAUAGCAGACAUAUUUGAAGGAAUCAAUGCACAGCGCCACCCAGAAAAGUGGCGAUGGGCUUACGUCGGUAUACUUUCAGCUCUUGCACUUGUGGCCGCGGCUUUGGAACUCAACAGAUGCAUCAAGCUUAAACUCUUUAAACAAGCUAUGAAAUUAAAUGCCAAUAUGUAUUCUCACACUACUUGAUUUUCAGGUUUCAUCAUCAUCCUCCUCAUCUCUCCACCACAAUUUCCUCAUCUCUACAUCAUUUUUUUGUGUAUCCCACACUA
Benincasa hispida (wax gourd) is the source of this 961-nucleotide messenger RNA. Its product is annotated as cytochrome b561 and DOMON domain-containing protein At4g17280-like. The record is from RefSeq and is a predicted model, not a curated record. Lineage: Eukaryota; Viridiplantae; Streptophyta; Magnoliopsida; Cucurbitales; Cucurbitaceae.